GAGCUACUCACACGAUGCGGAGCUAUGGAGAUGAGCUGCUACCAGCGAGUAGCGGUCGGCCCUUGCGCCGUGCACGGAUGAAUUGUGCCGCUAUGCAUUCGAGCCCCCCAUACAGGCCGCAUUUUGCUCAUCCUUCGCGCUCCACGACAACUCACGUUCUCGCUGCCUGACUUCUUCGCUGAAUUCACGCAUUGCCUGUCUACAAUCGGGUCAUUGAGUCUCCCUACACGAUAAUUGCCCAGCUGUCACGAGGCGCGCUAACCCACUUCUCCACACGAGCGACUUCCCAGAGUUUCAGCAGCCAUGGUGUCGCCCAAGAGCAUUGCCUAUUAUGUCUUCCACCCGAAUGAGUUGCGCUCGAUCAUCCAGUGGAAAGUCUGGCAUAACCCCGUUCACGAACGCGACGAAGCGAAGGACUCCGAGAACCUCAAGCGAUGCUUCCACUUUCUCAACCUGACGAGCCGCAGUUUCGCGGCCGUCAUCAUGGAGCUGCAUCCCGAGCUGCUUGUCCCCGUCACACUAUUUUACCUCAUCCUGCGUGGACUCGACACAGUAGAGGACGACAUGACCAUCCCCCUCGAGAAGAAAGAGCCCAUUCUGCGAAACUUCCAAGAUAUCUUGGAGAAGGAUGGGUGGACCUUCACUGAGAACGGUCCAAACGAGAAGGACAGGCAGCUGUUGGUUGAGUUCAAUGUGGUCAUUGAGGAGUUCAAGCACAUCAAGCCGGCGUACAGAGAGAUCAUCAAGGACAUCACCAAGCGCAUGGGCAACGGCAUGGCUGACUACGCCAACAACGCGGAGCACAACCUUGUCGGCGUCGACACUAUUCGCGACUACGAGCUGUACUGCCAUUACGUCGCAGGUCUUGUUGGUGAAGGGUUGACACGCCUUUUCGUAGAGGCUGGCCUUGCCAACACUGCGCUGCUGAAGAAGCCGGAGCUCAUGGAGUCUAUGGGACAAUUUCUCCAGCAGGUCAACAUCACUCGUGACAUCAAGGAGGACUUGGACGACAAGCGACGAUUCUGGCCCAAGGAGAUCUGGUCCAAGCACGUCGACACUUUCGAAGACCUUUUUAAGCCCGAGAACAAGCAGAAGGCCCUGGACUGCAGUUCAGAGAUGAUCUACACAGCUCUGACACGCGCAGAUGAUUGUUUGUACUACCUUGCAGGUCUUAGGGAGCAGAGUGUGUUUAACUUCUGCGCCAUCCCUCAGACUAUGGCCAUUGCGACACUGAACGCCUGCUUCCAGAACUACGACAUUUUCGAGAAGAACGUGAAGAUCACCAAGGGCGAGGCCUGCCAGUUGAUGGUCGAGUCGUCGCAAAACCUCCAGCUGGUCUGCGAAGUCUUCAAGCGGUAUGCUCGCAAGAUUGCGAAGAAGAACAACCCGCACGACCCCAACUUCCUGAAGAUCAGCAUCACCAUUGGAAGGAUAGAACAGUUCACCGAGUCCAUCUUCCCGUCCCAGAAACCGCCUGUUGACCAGAAGUCGCCUGCCAGCGUCGAGGAGGCUGAGAAGGCGAAGAAACAGGCGUACGAGGACAGGUGGGACCUGAUCUACAUGACUGCGGCAGUCAUCCUUACAGUGCUUAUCAUCACAGGCUGCAUGAUCUUCGUUGCCUACCUGGCUGGUGCUCGAUUCGAUAUUGCAUACUACGAGCUCAAGCAACAAGUGGGAGAGUUGUUGGGAUGGAUAGAGCCGAAGGCCAAGGCAGUUGAAGCGGUAAAGGUUGUGACGGAGAAGAGCGAGCUCUAAGCUGCCGGAAAAUAGUAAUCUUCAUGCCCAUAUGUGUUAUAAUGGCAGCGACAUACCUUUUUCGUAGACGCAGGAAUAUAGUCGAACCU
Messenger RNA from Macroventuria anomochaeta, 1844 nucleotides. RefSeq names its product farnesyl-diphosphate farnesyl transferas-like protein. The record is from RefSeq and is a predicted model, not a curated record. The transcript is spliced from 4 exons. The coding region runs from base 304 to 1755 and encodes 483 amino acids. Gene Ontology annotation, molecular function: squalene synthase [NAD(P)H] activity. NCBI's taxonomy places the organism in Eukaryota, Fungi, Ascomycota, Dothideomycetes, Pleosporales, Didymellaceae. Gene Ontology annotation, biological process: farnesyl diphosphate metabolic process; ergosterol biosynthetic process. Gene Ontology annotation, cellular component: endoplasmic reticulum membrane.